CCUCACAACUUAUCCUAUUUUUAUUUAUAUUUUUCCUUCCUUUUUUCCUUCACUUUGCAAUGACGAUAAUAUUAAGGUUGACGCAAUAUGCGUAAUAUGUAGUAGUGUUAGUGUUAGUGACCGUGGAGUCGCGGGAGUAACACUGACUCUACUGUACCGAUGGCAGGGUACGCUGGGGAGUUUAAAAACCAUCAGCUGAUUUUCGGAGCAGAUGAAAAAUUUCACUAGCUGUCACUGUAAUAACUUUGUUCUUUUCCUUUGGGUUUGUGUUGAUGAAUAAAAGAGGAUAAAUACAAUUGUUGAAUAAUUGAAAUGGCAGAGUGACGACGACAGACACUAAUUGUUGAAUUAUGCAUAUCAUGUGGAGGACUGAACGCAGCAGUUCGUGAUAUUAUAAGGAAUUGUUGGACCCCCUACUACUGUGAUUACAUGCUUGGAAACCGAUAAGUAUUUAUUUGCUUCAUUGAGUCAAGAAAUGGAGACUGAGAAGGACAGUGAAAAUAAUUCCGCUCCUGAUGGCACAGCAAAAACAAACAAGGAUUCUAAUAAAGAGGACCUUGAGGAGCGUUAUAAUAAGUUGAAAGGGUUCGCACUCAAGUUGAAAAAGAAAGUGAAUGAUCUGUCUGAGGAAUUAAAAACUUCCGAAGCCGAGAAAAUCAAGGCUGUUACUGAGAGAGAGGAAAUACAGAAGAAAGUAUCUCAAAUAUCAGACAAUGCCAAGAAGUUACAGACAAUUCAACUCGAAUACGACAGACUCCAAGAUGCCCUCGAGGAGCAGAAGAGCGAAAACCGGAAAAUAACGAAAAACCUGGAGACCCUUGUCCUGGAGAACACAACCCUGAAACAAUGCCAGUACGAGCAGAGGGACAAUGUCGCACACGUAAAUUCAGAUUUGGAGAAUCGUACAAAAGAGUUGACGGAGUUGAAAGCAAUCUUCAAGAAGAAUCAGAGCUUGAUAAAAAAAUUGGAGGAGGAGAAGAGGGCAGAGGUGAUGAUCAGAGAACAGAGGGAGAAGGAUUAUGAGGACAUGAAAAAUCAAUUGGAGGCGGAAAUUCAAGCCCACAGAACGACGAAGGGACAGUUGGACACUGCGAGGCAGGAACGAGCCAGUAAUAAUGUUUUGUUCCUGGAGGUCGAUAAUUAUGAGAGAAGCAUUGAAGACUUGAAAUCAAAACUAGCUGACGAGUCUGAGAGAUGCAGAGCCCUGGAAUCCACGAUAGAGGAGCAACGUCAGCUCCUCAGUACCUCAGAGAGUCAAUUAGCAGAGCUCAGAGACACAUGUUUCGCGAAAACUAAUCAAUUAACCACUCUAGGCGAGAAAAACGAGAGCCUAAAGUCUGAAUUAUGCGAUUUGCGACAAGAAAUCGUGCAGAUGACAAAGGAGAAAGAGACUCUGCUGGAUGCAAUGGAGACAAUAAAAUCGAAUUCCGAUAAAUUAUCGAAGGAAUCAGCAGCUCACACUGCGGAGAGGAGUAAACUCCUCUCGGAGAUCGAGAAUCAGAGCAAAAAUCACGUGCAACAGGUGGAGAUUUUGAAAUUCGACAUCUCCAGAUUGACUGAUGCUCUUCAACACUCGAACAACGAGAUCGAGUCCCUGAGGGCAGAAUUCGAGGGCUACAAGCUUCGAGCCCAGAGUGUUUUGAGGAAUAAACAGAGCCAGAAUAAAGAGUCUGGGCUGAAUGGUCGGAGCAUCAGUGAGAUUGAAGCAGAGUUGAAUCAUCUGCGCAGUCAUUCAUCCCAACUGCAAGAGAAAUUGAAGUCCAGUGAUGGAGAGAUCAAGUCACUGACAACGGAUUUGAGUUUGGUGAGGGAGGAGAGGGACUCGGUGAGGGACAGUGCCAGGGACUUGGGGAAAAAACUGUCUGCGUUGAGCCAGGAUUACUCGACACUGAGGGAACAGUAUAGAAUGCAACUGAGUGUUGUGGAUAGAAUUAGGGAUGAGUUUGAGACGAAGGAAGAGAGUUUGAAGACUAAUUAUGAGAUGCAAAUUUCCACUCUAGAGCAGAGAUAUCAACUCGAAAUCGAGAAACUCCGCUCUGAUCUCAGCAAAUUAUCCUCCAAAACCGUCGAUAAAUCGUCAGAAUUUAGACACGAUGGCGAUAGUAACGUAUCUAGAAACGAUAUGCACUUACUGGAACGAGAGGAUGGAGAAGGCUCUGAGAGUGUGGAUUCAUACACAAUCGGUGGCUCCUCAGCCGAAAAACAGAGGAGACCAUCACUGAUGCCCCUGGAUGAAUUAUUAAAUUCGUCCGACGACUUUUCGAAAUCAAGUGGUCCACCUCUGCCCUCCAAAGUCGAUCGCCAGGAGCUGGAAAUUUCCGAGAGACGAGUUAAACAUUUGACUGUUUUGCUGGCAGACGCUGAGAGGGAUGUGGCUAAAUUGAAUCAGUUGAAUCAGAUGCUGAAGGAGGACAUCCGGAGGCAACAGAGGAGUGUGGAGAGAGAGCAUCAUGCCAAUAAUUUUGAGUACUUGAAGAAUGUCGUUAUGAAGUUCGUUACUUUGAGAAAUGGAGACGAGAGGAGUCGUCUCAUUCCAGUGCUCAAUACAAUUCUCAAGCUGAGUCCUGAGGAGACUCAUCAACUUAAUCAAGUAGCUGGAGUUUCAGGACGAGGAUGGCUGCCCUCUCUUCCCAUUCCUGGAUGGAGUCACGAUUAAUUGGCCUCAUUGUUUCACAAAAAAAAACUCGAAACGUUUACUGGAGAGUAUUUUCAAACCCCAAGAAUAGCAAUAAAGCAUAUUUUCGAUUGAGAA
This is a messenger RNA of Diachasma alloeum, 2752 nucleotides long. RefSeq names its product GRIP and coiled-coil domain-containing protein 2. The record is from RefSeq and is a predicted model, not a curated record. NCBI's taxonomy places the organism in Eukaryota, Metazoa, Arthropoda, Insecta, Hymenoptera, Braconidae. Bases 476 to 2656 code for a protein of 726 amino acids. The transcript has 9 exons.